This is a messenger RNA of Nerophis lumbriciformis (worm pipefish), 837 nucleotides long. NCBI's taxonomy places the organism in Eukaryota, Metazoa, Chordata, Actinopteri, Syngnathiformes, Syngnathidae. The record is from RefSeq and is a predicted model, not a curated record.
AUGCGACUGGCCGUCUUGGGAUCUGGUAGCCGAGGAAAUGCGCUCGUCGUCGAGUCGCACGGUCGCCGUCUGCUGGUCGAUGUCGGCUUUUCCUGCAAAGAGAUCGGUCGCCGGCUCGAGGUCCUUGGGCUGGACACUGCCCAACUCGAUGGCGUGCUGCUGACCCACGAACACUUCGGAUCACGUCCGCGGCGCCGAUGUGCUGCUACGCCGGCAUCGGCUGCCCUGUCGGGCGACCGCUGGAACGCUCGACUCCGGCAAGCUCGGCGAGGGAGCCCUGUCGUUCACCAAACCGGUGCGUUCCGGUCCCCCCAUGACGCUCGCGAACCGGUCGGUUAUGCGAUUGAGGAUGCCGCCGGCCGGCGGCUUGGCGUGGUCGCCGACCUCGGUGCCAGAAGCCAGCUGGCCUGGGCCAAGCUGCGCCACCUCGACGCGCUGGUGCUGGAAACCAAUCAUGAUCUCCAGAUGCUUCGUGACGGUCCUUACCCGUGGCAUCUCAAGCAGCGCAUCGCCGGGCGCCACGGCCAUCUGUCGAAUCGAGAGGCGGCCGAUGGCUUGGUAGAUCUGGUCAGCGAGCGCCUGGGCUGUGUGGUGCUCUACCAUCUUUCAGAAACCAACAACGAUCCGGCACUAGCGUUCGAGGCGAUUUCCGAUACCCUCGGGCGGCUGCGAUCACCGGCCCGAGUCGAACUCGCCCGCCAGGACGAGGGCACCGGCUGGUUGCCGGUCGAGCCGCCCGCCACGCCUCCGCGGUUGCUGCCUCCGGAGGCUGCGCAGCGGGGUGCUCAACUGGCACUGGAUUGGCAGCCGCCCGGCCCCGGUGCAGCGGCCACCUGA